GUUCGAUUUAGCGUCCGAACCUCCUCAUGAUGAGGGUGGAAAAACCACCACAACGCACACGGUUCUUGAGACUAGUUUGUUUUUUCAUAAUCAACAGUAACAAUGGCUGAACCCAAGAUUAGCAAGAUUUUCUCGGCGGCUCCUCCGGAGAUGAACAAGGAACAAGGUGCCAUCCUCUCCAUGGUCAAGCAAGUCCGUACUGCUCCUCGUGAUGAGCGCUUCCCCGCCCAAAACCAAGCCCUUCACUGCUGGAAUCGUUACAACGAGUGGCUCCUCUGCACCAAGCAAUCUGAUGAAGCCAAGUGUGCCCCCUUGAGGCAGUACGCCAAUGCCAUCUGCCCUGAUGCCUGGUCGGAGCAGUGGGACGAGGAACGAGAGUCCGGCGCCUUCUCCGGAAUUGGUCACCGUUUCAAUUCCAAGCAUUAAAUAUUAAUUGCGACACACGCACACACAGAGAGAGAAGAGUAUAGUCGGUCAUCCAUGCAUCAUGGGUUGACAGAUUAUAAAGGAUUAUUGAUUAGUGGGUUGGUUGGAAACCCAGGUUGGCAGUAAAUGAGAAGGCUGUAGUUGUGUGUACAUGUUGGAGGAGAAGGAAGAUAAGAGAAAGAUCCUGUGGACAUUUGUGCGGUGGCAAACCACCCGCAAUGAUGGAAAUCAUCACAUAAUUUGAAUAAUUGUUGAAUAUCGUACGUGGUC
This is a messenger RNA of Seminavis robusta, 696 nucleotides long. Lineage: Eukaryota; Bacillariophyta; Bacillariophyceae; Naviculales; Naviculaceae. The record is from the annotation of a GenBank genome assembly.